AGUCCGUCUUGUUUUGUCGUCGUGGCUUUCCAAGUAGAUCAAGUUUUGUCAUUUCUCACUCAAAAUUUUAUCUUUUUUCCUGCCUGGGAAGAUUUUGAAGUCGAGAUCAGUCAGCUCUCAUACUAAAUAUUUUGACCGAGUGGAAGAAGUGGAUGGAUUUCGAGGUGUGGAUUCAAUUUAAAUCUGCCAAAAAUUGCUUUUCUUCGCGUGGUUUUGGUUUUUGGUUUGUGGUUUUGGUUUCAGUUUUAGUUUUACAAGACAGACAGACUACGAUAGCACAGUGACUAUUACUUUUUACUUAUUUAUGUAAAUACAUCGUGUCAUACACGCCUAAAGUAUCUUAUUUUUUUGGUAUUGGCUAAUUUAAAAUCGUGGCUUAAUUUCGACCGAUACGAAAUUUGUAGAUAAAUACAAACAAAAAAUUACACGAUUUACGUAAAUAUAGCAUUUUUACGUGUGUAAAAUGGGUUGUCAGCUAAAUAGGUAAAUAGGAACAAAAACAUUACACGAUUUACGUAAAUAUAAUACUUUUACUUUUAUAAAAUGGGACAAAUUGGGGUGCAAUUUAACGGGGAACAAAUUGACAAAAUUUAAAAAAAUACUGGAAAGAGACAUUAAGUUUUGUUGGAAUAUAAAAAUUAAUAUCACAAAUUGUGCCAUCUGAUAAGAAAAAUGGAUAAAAUUUUAAAAAAUAUGCAAUUGAAAAAGAACGUGUACUGAUAAUUUAAAUAUUUAUAAAGCAAUAAUUUAAAAAGCUGAAUUUAGUGAGAAUAUGCAAUUUUUUACAAAUUGUGCAGUUAAAUACGUAAAAAAGUGACAAAAUUUUGAAAAAUACUGGACAUUAAAUUUGGUGAGAAUAUAUAACGGUAUAAAAAUUAAUAUCCCAAAUUGUGCCGUUUAAGAGGAAAAAAGUGAAUACAAUUUUGAAAAAUUGUGAGAAUAGGGUCUCACUUUUUUUGUGUAUGACACGGGAGAAGAAUUUGAAGUGGACAAAAUUUUGAAAAAUAUCUGACAUUGUGAGAAUAGGGUUACAUAUAAAAAUUGGACAAUUUUUUGUACCACACGGAAAACAGUGUAGAAUUUGGAAGAAUGAAGCGACUCCCCCGAUUUGGAGCGUCGUGGGAUUCUAAACAAAUCGGCAAAACGUCGACGACCAAAAUGCUACCUGAAGGGUUUACCGUGAUCGGAAGGAAGAACAGUAGGAUGACGCACCACCACCAGCACACGGGUUAUCUGUUGGGGAAGGUCCGCCUGGAGGGGGCCAUCCGCUCCGAAGUCCUCGCAAACUUGGUGGAAACCUUGAUCCAAAAGUAUCACACGCCAUCAUCCGAGUCAUCGCCCAACAAUAAGAAACAAUUCAAGUUCAACGAACAUCACAAAUAUUCCGUGGAAUGUUCCGAACGUGGCUUGAAACUGACUUCGCCUACGUGCCGCUCAAAAGACGAAGGUUUCGAGUCCGACUCUGAAUCCAUCCGGUCCAUCCGAAUCUCCACCGACACCGUGGAACUGGACUUAUCCAACCUUAUCAACCACCUCGACCUCACCACCACCACGACCUCCAGCGACGUUAUCACCACCCCGUCCUCCGACGACAAAGCCAGCUCCUCCUCCCCCGCCCCCUCCUCCCCCGGCGGCACCUCGCUCGACUCCACGUCCCUCUCCUCCUCCGGCCUCCACAUCCUCCUCUCCUCCUCCGACGACAAUAAUUCCUCCUCCUCCGGAAACGGGUCGGAUUCCGAUGAGUUCAAGGUGGACGAUCAUUUACCCCCCACUUGUUCCGCCCCCUCGUUGAGAUCCUCUCCGUACUGGGAAAUGCUGCCCAACCUCUCCUCCUUCCAGUCAUACCUUAUCGAGGAUGUCGUCUUCUGCCAUUGCGACGCCCUCCAUCCCUCCACCCUCGUCUGGGUGGUGCGCCACUUGGACAAGAUGAUCGCGCUGGUCACCACGUUUCGCACGAGGUCGGAGGCAGAACAACUGUUCCAAACGUAUCGAGAACUCAGGGUCAAACUGAAACCGGUCAAGUAUAAGAUUAAUCCGAUUUUGGGGUUGAAAAUCCCGCCACCCGCGCCGAAUUCACUUGGUCCAGAUGGUCCCGGGUCUUUAAUGAUGAUGACUUCUUCUUCCUCUUCCCCGGAGGAAAAUAGCCCCCCGUUCGCCUCCCUGCUGGCACAACCGACGGAAGUUCUGCAAGAAUCGUGCCACUCGUCGCCACUGUUUAAUUAUGAUGCUCCGCCCCCCAAAUCGUUAGAUUUUGAGGGCAUGUUGUUCCGUGGGGGGCAUCAGAUCACGUCUGGCACGGGGUCCCUUCUUCUCCGCGAGCCGUUAAGCAGGACGGGGUCGAAUUCCUUAUCGCUGCAUAACCACGUGUACAUCUCGAACCCAAAUAUUGUCAGGUUCGGGGUUCCAGAAAAUAAUGGGGGCGACUGCGAGGAGACUAAUCAUCAUCCCGCCCGACCCCAGAGGAAAAUUUCGCCAACGGCGGCGUCAUCAAAUUCAAACACCCCCGCGAAAAACCAGCCCGCCCCCCAAAACAACCAACCCGUGCUCCUCGUCCCGCUAAAAACGGAGAGUACUGUGACCACUUUGAAAACGCAGUAUCCGAAAGAAUCCUACCUGUAUCACGUGAUGGGACGGGGCGGGUCUUCGUCCUCCUCGACAUUUGCGCCGUACCAGAGGUCCCUCAAUUUCCUGCCGCAUCAACAAUAUCCCCCCGGCGUGGGGGGGAUGGGGGCAGAUUAUUCCGCGGCGUGGGGACAACAGCACCAGUUGUUGGUACCAUUCUCGUCCUGGAUGGAGUUGGCGGGAGAUCAGAAUCAUGGCGGGAAGAAUAAUGGGGGGAAAAUUCCCCUGAAAACGAGACCUGCCCGAAGUGGGGGUGGGGGCCGGACGGUGCCGAACCUUCCGAAGGGGACGACGUCCAAGAUUUUGCUGCGCGACGCGGCCGGGCGCGACUCCAUGUGGGCCUCGUUAAGUCAGCGGUUUAAGAAGAAUGUGAGGGAGAAUUUGAUCCCGAAAUUGAACGGGAUGUGGACUGGGAGUGAAGGCGGGAGUGGGGGCGGUGGGGGUGGGAGGAAGAAGAGACCCCAUAAAAAGGUCACGUUCAAUGCUUGGGCUACCGUGCAGAUGGUUUGAGAAGACAUUUUUUUACUUCUUCUUCACGACACUGUUUUUAAAAAUUACAUAAGAUUUAGGACAUAAAUGGAAAAAUCUGCAAGGUUUUUGCACUAAACUUUUUUUACAACUGGCUCAAUUUUGUAUAUAAAACUGAUUAAACUUUGUAAAUUGGAGGAGACAAGAAUUUAAAAAUCUGCUAUUUAACAACA
Folsomia candida is the source of this 3323-nucleotide messenger RNA. RefSeq lists its product as uncharacterized. The transcript has 3 exons. Bases 1090 to 3132 code for a protein of 680 amino acids. NCBI's taxonomy places the organism in Eukaryota, Metazoa, Arthropoda, Collembola, Entomobryomorpha, Isotomidae. The record is from RefSeq and is a predicted model, not a curated record.